Williopsis jadinii is the source of this 1902-nucleotide messenger RNA. RefSeq names its product purine-cytosine permease (gene FCY2). Bases 331 to 1893 code for a protein of 520 amino acids. Gene Ontology annotation, cellular component: fungal-type vacuole membrane; plasma membrane. The record is from RefSeq and is a predicted model, not a curated record. Lineage: Eukaryota; Fungi; Ascomycota; Saccharomycetes; Phaffomycetales; Wickerhamomycetaceae. The transcript has a single exon. Gene Ontology annotation, molecular function: nucleobase transmembrane transporter activity. Gene Ontology annotation, biological process: transmembrane transport; cytosine transport.
AAGGCAUCAAUUUUUUCGUACAUCUAACAGCUUUGUCCGUACAAGGCUGCACGCCCAUCGCGCAGAUAAGGCCACUGAGGAAAGAAAAGAAACGACUUGUCGGACUGUCCUGGUGACAUGCGGUCUGCUGAGCGAUGAAGUGCAGAGGAACGUCUAUUUGGCGGUGAUUGGAAAAUUUUUCCUUUAUAUAAAGAGACGAUAGCUCUCUCUGGAGUAAGUAGCGUGACGUUCAGUAAGGAGCAUUGUAUCCAGUGUGUGCUUCUGUGCUGAUCUCUGCUAUAGUGGUCGGGUUUCAAGUCGUUUAUUCCACAAACUACCAAUUUGCCUGAAAUGUCAUCGUCACCGGACAUGAAAUUACAAGACCUUGAGAAGGUCGCAACGUCGUCGAUGAACGACGACGAGGUGAGCUACCUUGGAGACCAAACGCAUGGCCAAUCGUCGGAUACAAAGCUGUCCUGGAUCAACCAGAUUGCCGCCUCGCUCAAUGCGGAGACAACAGGUAUUGAGAGAGUCACUGAAGACCAGAGAAACCCAAAGGAAGGUGUGUUCUCGUCUGCGACCAUGUGGUUCUCGGCCAACUUGGUCAUUGCCUCGAUGUCCCUUGGUAUGCUUGGUCAGGCCGUGUGGGCAAUCUCCUUCUGGCAAUCAGUGUUUGUCAUUAUCUUCUUCAAUAUCCUCGGUCUUUUGCCCGUGGCCUUCUUUUCAUGUUUCGGUCCAGAGUUUGGUCUCAGACAGAUGGUCCUUUCCCGUUACCUUACUGGUGUCUUCGCUGCUAGAAUCUUUGCCCUGAUCACCGCCAUCGCAUGUGUCGGUUGGGGUGCCGUGAACAUCAUGGUUUCUGCCCAGUUGCUUAAUAUGGUGAACAAGCCUCACUCUCUGCCUCCAUGGGCGGGUUGUCUGGUACUUGUUGUGUCCACCAUCAUCGUCUCCAUGUUCGGUUACAAGGUGGUGCACGCGUAUGAGAAAUGGGCCUGGAUUCCAAAUCUGGCUGUCUUCAUCGUCUUCAUUGUUCAAAUGGCUAGAUCCGGUAACUUUACAGGUGGUGGUUUCCCAGGUGGUCAAGCAACUGCAGCCGGUGUUCUUUCGUUUGGUGGUGCGAUCUACGGUUUUGCCACUGGCUGGACAACCUACGCAGCUGAUUACACCGUCUUCGUCAGAAAAGGUUACCCAAAAAGAGUGAUCUUCUUUGGUUUGUGUGCCGGUCUCUUCAUCCCAUUGGUGUUCACUCAAGUCUUGGGUGCCGCUGUUUACUCCGGUACCUAUAAAGAUGACACCUGGGCUAACUACUACUCUGAGUACCAAGCCGGUGGAUUGAUGUUCGCAGUGCUCUCAGUGAACUCCCUUGGUGGGUUUGGCCAAUUCUGCUCGGUGUUGCUUGCCAUGUCCACUGUGGCCAACAACAUUCCAAACAUGUACACCAUUGCAUUGUGUACCCAAUCAUUCUGGUCACCAUUGGCUAAAGUGCCAAGAGUCGUUUGGACCCUUGUUGGUAACUGUCUGACAUUGGUCAUCUGUAUCCCAGCGUACUACCACUUCGAGACCGUUAUGGAUAACUUUAUGAACUUGAUCGGCUACUACUUGGCCAUCUACGAGGCCAUUUCCCUUUCCGAGCACUUCAUCUAUAGAAGGGGAUUCAAGGGCUAUGACGUCACCAUCUGGAACGAUAAGUCUCAAUUGCCAAUCGGUAUCGCUGGUACAAUUGGCUUCUGCUUCGGUGUCUUUGGUGCAGUUAUGGGCAUGGACCAGGUCUGGUUCCUUGGACCAGUUGGUAAAUUGAUCAACGAAGGUGGUCCAUACGGUGGUGCCGAUAUCGGGUUCGAACUGGCGGCUGCUUUCGCCUUCGUCGCCUACAACGUGUCCCGUCCAUUCGAAUUGAAAUACUUUGGACGUUAGAAAGGGAUG